Paramormyrops kingsleyae is the source of this 2188-nucleotide messenger RNA. RefSeq names its product cyclin I family, member 2 (gene ccni2). NCBI's taxonomy places the organism in Eukaryota, Metazoa, Chordata, Actinopteri, Osteoglossiformes, Mormyridae. The record is from RefSeq and is a predicted model, not a curated record.
AAAAGCGGGCCAAACCCAAAUGACACACCAUUAAGCUUAGGCUCAUUUUUGCCCAGAAGCGUACAUUAACAUUCGCUUCGUGCGAUUACGCGCGUUAAAUACAGCUUUAUGUACGGAGCUUUGAUUGCAGACGUGAAGCGGCUUUCGCGUCGCCUCUUUGUGUCGGCGGAGGAGGGGCCGGGCCCUUUAAAGGCGGAGGAGGGGCCGGGCCCUUUAAAGGUGCGCCUGCCGGAUCCCCGCAGCUUCUCCGUCUGUCACCGGACUGUCCCUGCUCGUUUUUCUUAUAUUUGUCGUUUUUUAAAAUUUAUUAAUGCAAGCUUUUGUACAAAUGACUGGCGUUUUAUUACGCCAUGUUUUUUCUUUUUAAACGUUUCGCAAAAAGAUACUCAACGACCUUUUUUUAUUAAGACAUCGACAAAGAGUGACUUUGCUUGUAUGAGCUUGUUAUUAAUAGCUGGUAAUAUCUAAAUGGGUGAAUGAAGAUAUAAAAAGUCGAAAAAUGCUGACUGCGUUUUGAGUUUCAUCCCUCCUUUUUAAUACGGAGUGGUGUCCAUGUCCCGCGGCUCUGCCGGCGGCCGGGGGCCCCUGCGCGUGCUGGGCGCCGCCGUCGCCCGGGAAGCGCGCCUCUGGAAAGCGCCCGUCUUCAGAAACGGCAGAAUUCAAGGUACGGACAUAUCGGCAUUUCAGCAGGAGGACGCUAUUACAUGGCUUGGGAACCUUUGUCGGUUAUUAAAGUUUUGCCCUGAAACAUUUGCUCUCGCUGUAAGCAUUUUGAACAGACUGUUGGCAUCAGUCAAGGCACACCCAAAAUAUCUCCGCUGCAUUGCCAUCACCUCCCUGAUUCUUGCUGCAAAAGUUAACGAGGAAGACGAGGUGAUUGUGUCUGUGAAGGAGCUUGUGUCACAGAGUGCCUUUCAGUUUUCGGCAGCUGAGAUAUUUCGAAUGGAGCGGAUCAUUUUAGAUAAGCUCCAGUGGGACCUUUACACCUCCACGGCGCUCGACUUCGUCCAUAUCUUCCAUGCUCUGGUGCUGUCCGGCCACCCACAUCUGCCCCAGCUGUGUGCUCAGAAGGAGCCUUGCCCCCAGGUGGCGCUGUGGAGCAGACAGGUGCAGCACUGUAUGGCCUGCCACCAGCUGUCACAGUUUAAAGGCUCCACACUGGCCUUGGCGAUCAUUACCUUGGAGGCGGGGAGGCUCACUCCUGACUGGUUCUCUGUUUUUACAGAUCUGCUAAAGAAAGCACAGAUUGACAGCACGGAGCUUAUCCGCUGCAGGGAAAUGGUGGAGCAGCGCCUGCACCUCAGAGGUUCCCUCAAACCCAGCGUGGUGUACAUCUUUGACCCCACCUCCAUAACGUACUUUCAGAACAGCAGCUCGCAAAUUUCCCAUCCACUUGUGGCUGAGCCCACUUUGCUGCAAGCGGAUGCCAUGGAGGGCGAGGACGAUGUCUGCGAUGGGUUCGGGUGCCUGUACAGUGAGGGGCUGGCACUGGAGGUGCGGGAGAGCCACAGCGCUCACUCUGCCACUAUGGAGGGCUGCCCCCCCCUUCAGCCACCUGACUGCUAGUGAAUCCGGGGAGGGGGUGGUGCAGCACACUGCCAGCAAUUCAAAACUGAGCCAGUUACUCACAUGGGGGACCUCCUCUCUGCUUAAUUAUUUAAUACUUUUAGGUGUUACUCUCUUCAGGUAAAAAUACUGUACAUCCCACUCCUGUUUCUUCUAGACAGAAAAGUUGCACUAUUUAUAAAAAAAAAAAAAAAAAAAAAAUCUGGGCAAAACUUGUAAUGUAAGUUUAAUUUCUUAGACAGGAGUCACUUCAUUAAUCCCGGAGGAGGAAACUAGGGUGAUUUUUAUGAAUAAUUUAGAUCUUGCAAAAAAUGAGAAACUUAAGUUGCCCAAUGAUGUUGAGGGUUUUAUUAUUGUGUUAUGUUUGAAAUGUUUCUCUUCAUAAUGCAGUGGGUAGACAUGCAAGAGGGUCUAAGAAUGAGUACAAUCUUUUGGUAACAUUUAAGGGUGGCCAUGGAACGGAAUGUGAACGUCUUUGUAAAUCUAAAACUAUUUAUACUUUGUAAUAAUAGUUUUUUUUUUUUUUAUUUAAGCAAGGGACCCAAAACUGCAGAGGCACUUUUUCUAUUUUUGUCAUACUGUGAAAGACUGUGGCCAAAACUGAGUAAAAGUAUUUGCUAUA